Molecule: messenger RNA, 1623 nt
Organism: Fusarium oxysporum Fo47
Lineage: Eukaryota; Fungi; Ascomycota; Sordariomycetes; Hypocreales; Nectriaceae
Product: general substrate transporter
Exons: 5
Coding region: 1-1554 (517 amino acids)
Biological process (GO): carbohydrate transport; transmembrane transport
Cellular component (GO): membrane
Molecular function (GO): carbohydrate:proton symporter activity
Source: RefSeq, a predicted model, not a curated record
AUGGCCUCAAAGGAAACUGAUGUCGACAUUUCAGAGGAGACCCAUGCUCCUCAAGGCUCAACUUUGCCUUUCUGGAAACAGACUGAGCUGAGGAAGCUGUACCUUAUGAUGGUCUUUCUCUUCAUGGGCUCGACUACCCUCGGCUACGACUCUAGCUUGCUCAACGGUCUCCAGACAAUGGGAUCAUGGCAGACAUUUUUUGAUCACCCAGAAGGAAGUCGACUAGGUAUCUUUGGCGCUAUGCCUGGCUUCGGAGGUCUCUUUGUCCUUCUCUUCGCUCCAUAUGUCGCCGAUGGACUGGGUCGAAAGAAAGGCACAGCUAUUGGUUGUGUUAUCGUCAUUGUCGGCGCUCUUAUGCAGUGUUUUCCUCAAAAGGGCCACGGACCACGACGCGACGCCCUAUAUCUCGUCGGCCGAUUUAUCAUGGGCUGUGGCUCCAACAUUUCCAACGCCACUUGCCCUCUCCUCAUCACCGAGAUCGCCCAUCCCCGACAUCGAGGCAAGAUCACGACCGUGUAUAACACGCUUUGGUAUCUUGGGAGUAUCAUCGCGGCCUGGGUAUGCUUUGGAACUCUGAGAAACCAGACUGGAAACAUCCAAUGGGUUCUUCCCACCGGACUGCAGUGUCUCAUGCCUGGUAUCCAGCUUCUGGCCAUCUUCAUUGUGCCCGAAAGCCCGCGAUGGUUGAUUAGUAAAGGACGUGAGGAGGAAGCUCGCAAGAUUCUUGUCAAGUACCAUGGCAACGGAGACGAUAACGAUGAUUUUGUCAGGUGGGAAUUCACUGAGAUCGUCAACACCAUUAGACUCGAGCGUGAAUCAUCAGACAAUGGAUGGGCAGAGCUUUGGCGUACCCCAGGUAACCGCAAGCGAUGCGGGUUGAUUAUUGCUACUGCCAUCUUCUCUCAGUGUAGCGGUAACGGUCUUGUCUCAUACUAUCUUGCCGCGAUUCUGAAAACUAUCGGUAUUACGGAUGCUGUCACUCAAGCAUACAUCAACGGUGGCCUCACCAUCUGGUGCUGGCUUGUCUCCCUUCUCGCUGCUUUCUUUGUUGAUCGUGUUGGACGAAGAGUUCUCUUCCUCUUCGCCGGCAUUGGCAUGCUCAUAUCCUUCACCAUCUGGACUGCAUGCAGCGCCGUCUACGCAAAGACUGAAUCGUCUGCUGCUGGUAUUGCCGUUGUCGCUAUGAUCUUCCUCUUCUACGGCGUGGCUGGUGCUGCAUGGCCAGGAUUGACAGUAUCUUAUACUGUUGAGAUCCUACCAUAUAACAUCAGGGCCAAGGGACUUACGCUCUGCUUUUGCUUUACAGCUCUCUCAGGGGUAUUUAACCAGUGGGUGAAUCCUCUUGGGUUGCAGCAGCUUGCAUGGAAGUUUUAUUUCGUUUACAUUGUGAUCCUGGUCAUUGAGUGUCUCGUGAUCUACUUCUUCUUCGUCGAGACGAAGGGCCCUACUCUGGAAGAGAUUGCCGUUCUUUUCGAUGGACAGAACUCUGCUGCUGGGAUCGCCAAGAGCCAAGCGCAGAUGAAGAGUGCAGUUACAGAAGUUGAACACGCUUAGGAGGUUUGGUUGGCGAAAGUAUUGCUCAUGAGGGGUAGAGACAAGUACAUGUCUGCAGGUGCAGCUAGC